AUGCCUAAUUCCACUCAAUUCAAGACCCUCCCGGGGGAUAUUCUAAUUCACAUCUUCCUUAUACUCCCUAAUUACUCUGACCUGGCCAAUUUGGCCUUGACCUCAAAAAAUUUAUAUCAUCUGUUCAAAAGUUACGAGUCGUCAAUCUUGACCCAAAUCACCAUCAAUAUCGUUGAUAUCCCCUCUUGGCAAUAUAUCAAGAAGAUUCUUGUCUACCAGCGAGCAGGAGAAAACAUCCUUUCCCAUAGGGAUGCAAUCAAGCACGAUCUAGGGACGAAGCUAGUAUUCACCCCCAGCGAUGCGAAACUACUCAUGCGUAACUUGCGAUAUUACGAAAGUUGCAGAAAGACAAUCAAAGCUGCUAUUUGCAGGCGUCUUUCAGUAGUCUACUUCGCUGCAACCAAAUAUACGCACCGAAAUAAGGGAACCGUCCCAAGGUACGAUUGUGACGGUACUUUACCGAUGGACGACUUCUAUCGGGCUUUUUUAUGGUCGUAUGAAUUCAGUUUCGACACUAUCCAGGAAUUUGCGGAGCGUCCCGAACUCGAGCUAGCGAUUCGGGCAAAUUUAUGCCUAAUCCUACAGGUCAUGGGGUUGGAUGAAGUUUAUAAGGGAGGAUUUGGAGAGUCGUGCGAUCUCAGCAUUUGGCCAGGGGCUGUCGGGGCAAACAUGACCAACGCAGUGGAGGGGAUGAAGGAGACACUCGUUGAAUCCGAGGUCAAGAACCCGUUGCUGUUAGCCAAGAUCAACAGACAUUAUUCGUUCAACCCCAGAUAUUCCGAUAACGAGGAGCGCCUAGCGCUUCACUUGGCGGAGAUUCGGAAGCAAUAUAUCGCUUGUAGCAAGUCAGGAGUUGGUAUGGACGCUUUUCUCAAGAAAUGUCAAAAGGAAGUGAUUCCUUUCAAUUCGGCGUGA
Molecule: messenger RNA, 915 nt
Organism: Morchella sextelata
Lineage: Eukaryota; Fungi; Ascomycota; Pezizomycetes; Pezizales; Morchellaceae
Exons: 1
Coding region: 1-915 (304 amino acids)
Molecular function (GO): protein binding
Source: RefSeq, a predicted model, not a curated record